Molecule: messenger RNA, 2317 nt
Organism: Dalotia coriaria
Lineage: Eukaryota; Metazoa; Arthropoda; Insecta; Coleoptera; Staphylinidae
Exons: 2
Coding region: 550-1221 (223 amino acids)
Source: RefSeq, a predicted model, not a curated record
GCAAUGAAUAAAUAUAAACUUUCGCAUAAAACUUAAUAAAAUUAAUAAAUAACUGGAUUCUGCGCUGUUACGCGCAGCUUGUUGAUGAGUUAAAGAUUGCGAUGCGAUUUUCUCAGCUGCCGUCACACGCCCGGAAUGCGGAAGAGACAAGUGCGUUCACGCCUUGCAAUCGACACCACAACAUGCAAAACACAUACGCUUACCAAAUAGCGGAAAUAAUUUAAAAAACAAUUUCAAAAACAAAUUAAAUUAGUAAAAUUAAAUUUAAAUUAAAAAAAAUAUUUUUCAGACGAAGAUUGGAAUGCUGAUCAGGAUACAGGCCUAUACCUCAUCGAUCAACCAACGUAUCCAUCACCAGUACCCAAAUAUGAUUAUCGUGCCGAACAAAGGAAACCCCGUCAAUUCGAUCAGAAAGUCACUCGGCAACAUCUCGAGGAGCACAUCCGGAAGAAACUCGAGCAGAGGAAUAAAUACCACGGGCAGGAAUCUUUCAAUUACAAAGAGGAUUCGUCAUCGUUGAAUCGCAAUCAGUACAGGAACGAGCGUAAUAUGUCCAAGAGUCCUGAAUACAAGGAUUACAAACAGGAUUAUGGUGAUUACGACCGAAAUGGACGGGAGUAUAAUAGAGAUAAUAGAGAUAGAGAUUAUCCUGAUAGAUAUUAUGAUGUUGAGGAUACGUUGAAGAGUCAACAAGGCCGUUCCGAUAAUUUCAAUAUGAAGAAUAAUUCACGUGAAGGGAGGAAUUCACGUGAGAUAGUUGAUCGGUAUCAUAAUGAUAGACAUAUUGAACGUUAUCCGGAAAGAUCUGAUAAACAUAAAGAUCAUAAGGAUAGGCAGGAUAGACAGGAGAGGCAGGAUAGGCGCAGGGAAGUAUCAAGUCCGGAUGAAGAGGAGACAUUCCAGGAUAAUUUUAGUGUGCUACAUUUUUCUCCAAGGGAGAGGUUUAAUGACGCCAAGGAGAAGUUUUUGUUACUUGAGAAGAAGACUAGUGGGAACUCUCAGGACUUUUUUACUAGGGAAAUGCCUAUUUCUCCUAAUAUUUCUAAGGAUAAAAGAAACUCAAGAUAUUAUGACGAUGAACCUAUACCAGCACCCAGAAACUUCAAAUCCUCCCAAGAUGAACGUAACCCAGAACGCAGGACCAACAACUCCCGGGGAAGCCCCAAGCCCCCUCGAACGAUACAGAUCCAGCCAACAAAAAGUAGACAAAUACGACGUUAAAAGAAGAUCCAUGUUUAAUUUAUCCACAUCAACAUCACCCAACGACAGGGAUAACAAUUACUACCCUGAAAGAUAUUCCGACGACAGAAACAAUCGAGACAACCGGGACAACCGAGACAAUAGAGACACAAGAACAUUGAAUAAAGAAUACAAACGAAGAUCCUACAUGGAUCAAAGUUAUCAACCUGAAGACGAUGGUUUUGAUGAUCCUCCAGUACACGCCCCAAGAAUGAAAAACACAAAGGAAUUCAAAGAACGUGAAAAAUAUCAAAAUUGGGAUAACAAUCCACGAGACACAUCCGAUCGUCCUGAUUUCCGUGAUGGACGUGAAGGAGUCCGUGACAUGCGUGAAAUACGUGAAUCCCGAGACGUUCUCAUGCGUGAAAAGGAAAUUCACGCCAAACCAACGCUAUAGGAAUAGUUAUGCAGAGCCUAGUAUCCAUCAGGAUAACCGGAAGUAUCCUGCGAAUAACGGUAGGACACGAUUUGAUAUCCUGCACAGGACGAAUUCGACUGUGUCGAAUAAUGGUAGGGUUGGCAUUGCCAGUGUACAUCCCUAUUGAAUUGUUUUUAUUAGAAUAAUAGAGUUUUACUACGCUUAGAAAUUAAUACACAGAAAUUUAUCGGUUGCUGGAUGUUUUAAAUGUUUAAAUUAAUCGGGAUCUGUACAUAAUACUUGUAAACGAAGGUUUUGAAUCUUUCAAGGUGCUAACAGUUAAUAGUUAUUUAUAUUAAUAUUAAUAUUAAUAUUAUAUACAAUGUGUUUGCUCAUUUAUUAAUGAAUAAUUGUAUUUUUUUAAUUUUUAUUUUAUGAGUUUUGAGUAUUUGAGGAUAAUUUAAUUAGAUGAUGGAGAUGUUGUUAUGAUGGAGGUAAUUAACACAAAUUUGAACUAAUAUAUUAUUGCCAUUUAUUUUAUUUAUAUUUUUAAUAUAUUGAUUUUUAAUGGAAUAAUAUGCGUAUGAGGAUGAUUAUAAUAUAUAAAGUCAUAAUUCUAUGAAUAUAAACAAAUCAAAUUACUAUUUUAUUAAUUGUAACUCUUUUUAUAAUAUUAUUACAAAAUGUACAUAAAUAUUUCAAUAAAAUAUAUUAAAAUCC